CUUUUGCUAGGUUCUUUUCGACGCUGGUGUUGUUGGCUAUUUGUCGGUUAAUGUCCAGUCACUUCACGCGCGCAUCAACAAUUUUCCAAUUUCGAUGUCCAUCAACCUGUGAUCCGCCAGACUAGCCCGACAUCACGACAAGGCCGACUCACUGGUACCAAGAGCCUGCGAUUGAUGUUGUCGCAUACGUGGGGCUUGCUCACUGAAUCCACGUUCUACUACUGAAGAAAGGACGAUUCAGAGAUAGAACUAAUCAGACAGGACAUUGUCUAUCUUCGACACCUUCAACAUCUCUUCGCAUAACUAUCCCAGACCCACAACACGCAUCAAGAUGGCAGGGCUAAGUACACCAGCGCCGCGGCAGCAGCCAGCAAAACAAAUGUCUUCACGACUAAUGAACAUGAAAUUCAUGCAAAGAGCCUCAGUAUCUACAACGUCUAUCCCAGCAGCCUCCAAAACAUCAACACCAGUGACCGAGCCAGUAGCGAAACGCCGACGAGUCGAAAGCGAAACACACUCCCACUCGACAUCAGGCCCCGGAACACCAUACACGCCCGCAGCGUCAAGUCAGACAUCAGAUGCACAAACCACUACCUUUGGGCUGUCAAGAGGAGGCAUAAGCACAUUCAACCGCGGCGAAUGUGCAGAUACAGAAUGGGUUCUCGACUUGAAGAUGAGAGCCCCCAAGGCAAAACCAGAACCACGACCCAAUGGGACGAACGGAUCUCGAUUCGACGCGCUGGAAGAUGACGACGACCAGGAAGACGAAGACGACGACGACGAGGAUAUAUGGUCGCACCAACACUCCGGCCGUCAAGCAUACGGGUCAUUCAAAGGGAAGCGGAAGUCACGCCUUCAACAAAAUCAGAAUGCCGAUGACGAAGGCGAGGACAGCGCGUCAGAUGCAUCAGAAGACGAGGAACAGAACACGUCCAGCCGGCACACACCGUCACGAAAGAGGCAGAAGAACAGCUCAAAAGACGCUGAUUCGGAUGAAGAAAUGCGCCAAGUCAGAAGAGCGAUGGAGGCUAAGCAUGGACGUAUGGCUGCAACGACACCGAAGAGCGGAGGAGGCGGAGGCGGAGGAAGAUUACCGAUCACAGGAGGACAUCCUGGUGGUGGUGGUGGCGGGCAUAAAAGAAGCAGAGAGGAUGGGAAUUACAAGAUGAAAAAGAAGGCGAGGAAGACGAUUUGAUUUCGGCGGAGCCUGUACUGAAAAUACACCAGGUGCUAAAUGAGCAUCUUAUCCGUCGACCAUGUUUCAAUGUGGCUGAGCAAGGAACGCCAGUGCUAUAAGUAUCCUCGGCACCACAUGUUGGACACUCUACUGGUAACGAGUGAGUGCAACCAUUCGAUCCAUACCAGGGAUCAGAAAACCACAAGCUCUUCCCACAACCUC
Molecule: messenger RNA, 1399 nt
Organism: Exophiala viscosa
Lineage: Eukaryota; Fungi; Ascomycota; Eurotiomycetes; Chaetothyriales; Herpotrichiellaceae
Exons: 2
Coding region: 332-1195 (287 amino acids)
Source: RefSeq, a predicted model, not a curated record